This is a messenger RNA of Gossypium raimondii (Peruvian cotton), 1572 nucleotides long. Its product is annotated as protein CHUP1, chloroplastic. The coding region runs from base 159 to 1412 and encodes 417 amino acids. Gene Ontology annotation, biological process: chloroplast organization. The record is from RefSeq and is a predicted model, not a curated record. Gene Ontology annotation, cellular component: chloroplast outer membrane. The transcript is spliced from 5 exons. Lineage: Eukaryota; Viridiplantae; Streptophyta; Magnoliopsida; Malvales; Malvaceae.
UGUUCCACUCAUCAGGCUUAGGUAAAGUGCAACUAAGCAUAUUAUAUAGCUUGCUUCAGAAGUAAUAAAAUAAUAUAUAGAUAUAAAAGGUGAGAAAGAUUAUUGCAAAAAGAACAUCCAUAUAUUCUCUCAUCAUCCUUUGAUGAAAUCUGAAAAAAAUGCCACGCGAAGACGAUGAAACGGAGCUCCGCCACUCGGUCGGCGUCACCGGGGGUCUCAAGAAACAAUUGGAGGCUGCUGUGGCUGCAAAUGAGACAUUGAUGAAGGAAAACCAGGAACUAAAACAAGAGGUGGGUCGUUUGAAAGCACAAAUCAGUUCUCUUAAGGCACAUGACAAUGAGAGGAAAUCAUUGCUUUGGAAGAAGUUGCAUAGUAACCCUGACGACCGCAAUACGGGAUCGUCGGGUUUUGUGGAUUCAGAAAAUGGAUACCCGAAGCCGAGUUUUCACGAGUUGGCUAUGAGGAAAGAUAGGCAAUUGGAAGCACCAAAACCACCACCACCAUCAUCAAGGUCUCAUCAAAAGGAAGUGAAUGAAAACAAAGCUAAAACCCCGGCACUGGCACCGGCACCACCACCAUUGCCAACGAAGUUGUUAGCUGGUUCGAGAUCGGUCCGGCGCGUACCCGAAGUCGGGGAGCUUUACCGUUCUUUAACGAGGAAAGAUGCCAACAUGGAAAACAAGAGCAACAUGACAACAACCCCAUUGCUUGCAUUCACUAGGAACAUGAUUGGCGAAAUCGAAAACCGAUCAACAUAUGUUUCAGCUAUCAAAUCCGACGUGGAGAAACAAAAGGAGUUCAUAAAUUUCUUAAUCUCAGAGGUCCAAUCUGCAACGUUCAAAGACAUAACAGAUGUGGAAGGAUUUGUGAAAUGGUUAGAUGGAGAGCUAUCAUCCCUUGUUGAUGAAAGGGCCGUUCUGAAGCAUUUCCCACAGUGGCCGGAGAGAAAAGCCGACGCCAUGAGAGAAGCUGCUUUUAGCUACAGAGACUUGAAGAACCUUGAAGCUGAAGUGACGUCGUUUAAGGUCAAUCCCAAAGAGUCUUUUAAUUCAGAGCUUAAAAAGAUGCAAGCAUUGCAAGACAGGUUGGAACAAAGUGUGAAUAACAUAGAAAGGGUAAGAGAAAGCAGUGGGAAAAGAUACAGAGAAUUGCAGAUCCCAUGGGAAUGGAUGUUGGAUACAGGUUUUAUUGGUCAGAUGAAAUUCAGCUCAUUGAAGCUAGCCCAAGAAUACAUGAAAAGGACAGCUAAAGAACUGCAAUCCCAUGAAUGCUCUCAAGUUAACAAUCUCUUGCUUCAAGGAGUUCGAUUUGCAUACAGAGUUCACCAGUUCGCAGGUGGGUUUGAUGCAGACACCAUUCGAGCAUUCGAAGAUUUAAAGAAGACCAGCAACAUUAGUAACCCUAAACAAUAGCCUGAGACAAAUGGAAAUGCUUUGUUUAAAAUAUCCUCUAAGUUGAUCUACUUUUAUAGAUUUGAAAUUUAGUUUUUCUGUUUUUUUAAUUUAAUUUUUCUAUUUUCUGGAUUUCAAAUUUUAAGUCUAAUUACUAACAUCAUUAAAAUUCUUCUCUUAA